GGGCAAUCGCGUGCUUCCGGGCUACAUUCACUGCUUCCUGUUCUGCCUCCGUAAUUCGUCGCAAGCAAAGCUUCUAGUCUGGCUCCUUGUUUCUCCACAGAACGCAAAAUUAUCUGAAAUUAGGGUUUCUCGGAGAUGGCAUUGUGUGGCCGAAUUAGAUCAGGCAUCUCUCUCGUCAACAAAUUGACGUAUUUAGUUCCGAUGCUAUCUACCCAGAGAUCCAGACUUCACCGAUCCCUGAUCACCCCUUUCAGUUCCUUGGUGCCACUGGCCUUGUUUGGAGGCUCAGGAAACUAUGCAUCUGCUUUGUAUACUGCAGCAGUUAAAGCUAAUGCAUUGGAAAAGGUUGAGUCUGAGAUUCUUGACCUUGUUGCGGCAACAAAGAAUAGUCCUAAAUUUGCACAGUUUACAAAGGACUUGUCUGUGCCUAAAGAUACCAGAAUUAAGGCGAUGCAGGAAAUUUCUAAGGAUGCUAAAUUUUCAGAUAUUACGAAGAACUUCCUUGUUAUCUUGGCUGAGAAUGGGAGGCUAAGAAAUUUAGAUACCAUAGCAAAGAAGUUUGCGGACUUGACAAUGGCACAUAAGGGAGAAGUGAAAGCCAUUGUGACCACUGUGAUUCCACUUCUCCCUCAAGAAGAGAAGCAACUGAAAGAGACCCUUCAGGAGAUCAUAGGUGCAGAAAAGGUUCUUAUUGAACAGAAGAUUGAUCCUAGCAUCCUUGGUGGUUUAGUGGUAGAAUUUAACCAGAAAGUCCUAGAUGUGUCAAUUAAGACUAGGGCAAGCCAGAUGGAGCGGUUCCUCCGAGAGCCCAUAAACAUUGGCGACAUCUAGAAGGAAGCAAUUUCCUUCUGACAUUUGCUUUCAUCUGUAACAAUUACCAUGAACGGUUCGAGAAGGAGAUGAAGUAAUCUUGUUUUUAUAUAUUUCUCUGAUCUGGAUUUGUGGGACAAUGCAGAUCUUUUUUGCAAUAAAAGCUACCUCUUCCAAACUUCUCAUGAUACCUCAUUGUCCUUUCUAUGGGAUUAGUAUAUUUUGAUUUGGCCUUUUGAGUUU
Messenger RNA from Prosopis cineraria, 1053 nucleotides. RefSeq names its product ATP synthase subunit O, mitochondrial-like. The record is from RefSeq and is a predicted model, not a curated record. Gene Ontology annotation, molecular function: proton-transporting ATP synthase activity, rotational mechanism. Gene Ontology annotation, biological process: proton motive force-driven mitochondrial ATP synthesis. Gene Ontology annotation, cellular component: membrane. Lineage: Eukaryota; Viridiplantae; Streptophyta; Magnoliopsida; Fabales; Fabaceae.